AGUCAACGUCACGACCAUUCUCGUGGCGUACGAUUCGAAUCGAUUCAUCAAACCGGACACCAUUGCAUUCCUGUCAAUGGUGAUAUUUCCCGCUUUCUGGUCAUCYUUCGGUACCCCGGUGCCGUCUUCGUUCGCAUUCCCAUUCCCAUUCCAAUUCGCAUUCGCAUUCUCACUGGCGCUAUCCACAGCGGCGGUGUUUUCCCCCUCGAGCACACCGAGGAAGACCGAUCGCGGCCUGGUGCACGCGCUGCUCGCAGGAACAACACCCCUCGCUCGGGCACACCCAGGCACGCCCGGCAUCGGCUUCUGGCGAGAGCAGCGAUUCGAUUGCCCAAGAAUGUCUUYGCCCCCGUCGUCCUGGAUCGUGUCCUCCCUGGACGACACCGAGGACGGCGGGCCCCCGCCCACCCGGUCCUCCGCAACGGAACCGGUCCCGRCCCACCUGUUCCUGCACUUUGACAUCAACGAGACGAUUCUCCUGGGGGACGAGGCCGGGGGCGAUUCCCGCCACGAAUCGACGCACAAGAUGCUGGCCAAGUCCGCCUUUUGCCGCAUUCCGGAACCGGAGGCAUCGCGGGCCUCUGGCGACACCACAAAGGUCGACACGAAGGCCCUCACGCCGACCCACUGGUGGGACGGCCAGGAAAUCGGGGGGGAAACCUCCGUUCCGAAGCUCUACACCGGCUUCGAGUGGCCCCCCGGCUGCGUCCCCUAUUACCGGACGGCCUCGAAGAAACACGCCAAGUCCUUUGCCCGAGACGCGAACGACGGCGCGGUCUACAAGCCGGUGCUGGAGGCCUGYGAGGCCGCCCUGGCGSGGGCGCCCACCAUCCAAACAAAACCGACGCGGGACGCGGACGCGGAMGGAACCAAGGGACGCAACGACACGAUUCUCCCGGCGUUCUACGAGACCCUGUGCCACCUGAUCGGCGGCCCGGCACGGGCAGAGGCACAAACCCCUUGCGGAAGCACCGGCGGAAGCAMCRCAGAAGGCGSACGCGAUUCGCAACCUCCGCCACCCUUUACGGUCGUCUUUCGGACCUUUGGAAGCGACCUGCCCGAGAUCGCAGAGAAGGUGACGGCCUUUGCCCGGGGGGAACACCCGGACUAUCCGGGCAUCGAUGCUCCGUCUCUCUGCCUGCCCAGGGACCGGCUGUACCAGGGGCGGUGGAAGGAAGUCGACACCCCGGACGCGGACACGGGCGACGGGCCUUGCGAAGAAGGGUCCCCGCAGAAGGCGGUGUACCAGCUCUGGAACUACCACGACGAAACCGAGCUGGUGGCAUCGGGGGACGCCGAGAUCCUCGAGCUCCUGGGCAGUGGCCACGGGGUGUUUGGGAUCCGCGACGACUACGAUUUCUGGAAGAAGCACGACUACAGCCCCACCGCCGGCAAACCGGUAUGGGUCCCGGAAUACCCGGACACGGGAAGAARCACACCGGGCGCGCUCUAUGGCCACCACCUCCUCUUCGACGACAACAUCCACGGCCUCCCCGACGACGGGAUUGCCUGCGUUCGGAGGGAAUCCGGGGGUUCCUUCGAAAYCGUCUCGGGGGCGGRAACCGCCGCGUACCACGGGGUGMACCUGGUGCGGGUCCCGACGGUCGAGCCGGUCUUGAACCCGCGCUGGUACAUCGAGCAAAUCGCUGGCGCCGGAGAGCGGCUGCGGGACCGGAUGCGUGGUCCGCUCUGACGAACGGAAGGGCACCCCAAAAGGCAACCAACCAACCACGGCAUUGCAUUGCACGG
Molecule: messenger RNA, 1749 nt
Organism: Pseudo-nitzschia multistriata
Lineage: Eukaryota; Bacillariophyta; Bacillariophyceae; Bacillariales; Bacillariaceae
Source: the annotation of a GenBank genome assembly